Molecule: messenger RNA, 570 nt
Organism: Prosopis cineraria
Lineage: Eukaryota; Viridiplantae; Streptophyta; Magnoliopsida; Fabales; Fabaceae
Exons: 2
Coding region: 1-570 (189 amino acids)
Source: RefSeq, a predicted model, not a curated record
AUGAGGCCUGAAUUCAGCCAGCAGUUAGCUGCUUUUAACAUUACUUCCUUUGAGGUUAUGUGCAACAAGUUCAAAGCUGUAGCCAGAAGUAGUAGAGUGGUAAAAGAGAAGAAGAGAGAUGGACAUGUCGUUUUUGCUAAUGGCAUAGCAGUGGAUCCAUACAAGGCUAAUGCAGUACUACAGCAGGAGAGACCAACGUUGGUAAUCGAGAUAAGAAGUUUCUUGGAUUUAGCUAGCUAUUAUCAAAGAUUUAUCCAAGGGUUCUCUCAGAUUACUUCUGCAUUGAUGAAGUUAACGAAGAAGGAUCAACCAUUUCUUCAGACGGAGAAGUGUGAAGAGGCAUUUCAGACUCUGAAGGAGAGGUUGACUACAUUGCUAAUGUUGACUAUUCCAGAUCCUAAAUGGCCAUAUGUGGUUUACACCGAUGCAUUACUUAAGGGACUAAGCUAUGUGCUAAUGCAAGAUGAUAGAGUUGUAGCUUAUGCAUCAAGACAGCUGAGACCACAUGAGGAGAGUUAUCCAACUCAUGAUCUUAAGUUAGUAGCAGUUGUAUUUGCCUUGAAAAUAUAG